CUCUUCCUUUCCUUCCUCUACUCUCCUCCUUGUCUCAUUGUUUUUUGCAACAACAUUCUCUAAAGUAGCUCUGCGAACAGCCCUUUCGUACAGAAAUACAAUCAUCGCCAUGAAAUACACGACUUUCGUCUUCAGCAUGCUCGCCGCCAUUGCACACGCAUGGCCUACAGCAAACAUCUUCCCAGCAUCCGACAGCCUUCCAGUCAACUGGAAAGAUGUCAAGACACAGACGGACCUUGGUGUUUUGCGUGUAGCAAACAGCAUGGCCUUGGCUGCCACAUCGGGUGACUCGUUCAUUCCGUUCUCAAUCCAGCCUUCGCGCAUCAGCGGUAUCCCCAACAUCUACGCAGUUGCCUACUCACUUGAAGAUGGCGCCAUCAUCGCACCAAUUGGCCGUGUCAAGACCGAGCAGUACAAGACCCUGGGCAUCGACAAGGGUGGAAUGGUCAGCCUGCGCAUUCCUGAGACUACUGUCAAGGAGUUGGCUUCAUCGAGCGGUGUUUCUGCUGUACGACUUGCUAUCCUGGCCCCUGAGGCUUCGAGUGAUGUGACUGUUGGCCAGUGGGCCGCUGACAGCGUUGUGUUUGCUCUGGGUACAAAUGGUAUCGAGGAGCAGUCCAAGGCUGACGAGCAGUCCAGCGCUAAUGCCAGCGCUAACACUAGCGCUAACGCCAGUGCUAACACCAGUGCUAACACCAGCGCAAACGCCAGCGCAAACGCCAGCCCCAGCGCUAGUUCCCACUAGAUAGUAGUGCGAUAUCACAAUAUCAACUGAAAUAUUCGAAUAUACUAUCCUCGA
Messenger RNA from Linderina pennispora, 799 nucleotides. RefSeq lists its product as uncharacterized. The record is from RefSeq and is a predicted model, not a curated record. Lineage: Eukaryota; Fungi; Kickxellomycota; Kickxellomycetes; Kickxellales; Kickxellaceae. The transcript has a single exon. Bases 110 to 745 code for a protein of 211 amino acids.